This is a messenger RNA of Dipodomys ordii (Ord's kangaroo rat), 1624 nucleotides long. RefSeq names its product Tu translation elongation factor, mitochondrial (gene Tufm). Gene Ontology annotation, cellular component: mitochondrion. Lineage: Eukaryota; Metazoa; Chordata; Mammalia; Rodentia; Heteromyidae. Gene Ontology annotation, biological process: mitochondrial translational elongation. Gene Ontology annotation, molecular function: GTP binding; translation elongation factor activity; GTPase activity. The transcript has 10 exons. The coding region runs from base 80 to 1447 and encodes 455 amino acids. The record is from RefSeq and is a predicted model, not a curated record.
GCCUUCCAUCCCCCAGGUGCCCUUCCUCUGUCGCACGCGCGGGUGCCCGGUGUCCAGUACUCGGGUCCUGUGGCCGAGCAUGGCCACAAUGGCGGCCGCCACUCUGCUGCGCGCGACGCCCCGCCUUAGCGGUCUCCGCGCCAGUCCCACCCCGUGGCCGCACGGGCUGCUGCGGCCGCUGAGGACCCCGGCCUGGCCCCUCUUGUGUCGGGGCCUGGCCGUGGAAGCCAAGAAGGCCUACGUGCGCGACAAACCUCACGUGAACGUGGGCACCAUCGGCCAUGUGGACCACGGCAAGACCACCCUGACCGCCGCCAUCACCAAAAUUCUAGCAGAGGGAGGUGGGGCUAAGUUCAAGAAGUAUGAGGAGAUUGACAAUGCCCCAGAAGAGAGAGCUCGGGGCAUCACCAUCAACGCUGCCCACGUGGAGUAUAGCACUGCUACCCGCCACUAUGCCCACACAGACUGCCCAGGCCAUGCAGAUUAUGUUAAGAAUAUGAUCACAGGCACUGCACCCUUGGAUGGCUGCAUCUUGGUAGUGGCAGCAAAUGACGGCCCCAUGCCCCAGACCCGAGAGCACUUACUACUGGCCAAACAGAUAGGAGUAGAGCAUAUUGUGGUGUACGUGAACAAGGCAGAUGCAGUGCAGGACUCUGAGAUGGUGGAGCUUGUGGAGCUGGAGAUCCGGGAACUGCUCACUGAGUUUGGCUACAAAGGGGAAGAGACCCCAGUCAUCGUAGGCUCUGCUCUCUGUGCCCUUGAGCAACGUGACCCUGAGCUGGGAGUGAAGUCCGUGCAGAAGCUGCUGGAUGCUGUGGACACUUACAUCCCAGUGCCCACCCGGGACCUAGAGAAGCCUUUCCUGUUGCCUGUGGAAUCUGUUUACUCUAUCCCUGGCCGGGGCACAGUGGUGACAGGUACAUUGGAGCGUGGCAUUUUGAAGAAGGGAGAUGAAUGUGAGCUGCUGGGACACAGCAAGAACAUUCGUACUGUGGUGACAGGCAUCGAGAUGUUCCACAAGAGCCUGGAGAGGGCAGAGGCAGGGGAUAACCUUGGGGCCCUGGUCCGAGGGUUGAAGCGAGAGGACGUGAGGCGUGGCCUGGUAAUGGUCAAGCCAGGUUCCAUCCAGCCCCACCAGAAGGUGGAGGCACAGGUGUACAUCCUCAACAAGGAGGAAGGUGGCCGCCACAAGCCCUUUGUGUCCCACUUCAUGCCUGUCAUGUUCUCCCUGACUUGGGACAUGGCCUGUCGUGUCAUCUUGCCUCCUGGGAAGGAGCUUGCCAUGCCUGGAGAGGACCUGAAGCUCACCCUAAUCUUGCGUCAGCCCAUGAUCUUGGAGAAAGGCCAGCGUUUCACCCUCCGGGAUGGCAACAAGACUAUUGGCACUGGCCUUGUCACUGAAACAAAACCUAUGACCGAUGAAGACAAGAGCAUCAAGUGGAGUUGAGGCUGGACUUGUGCUCAAGCUGCUUGAGUUUAGGCAACCCUGGCCAGUUUCUCCCUUUUCCGAUGCCCAUGGGGCAUGGGCUGCAACCCCAGAGUGCAGCUGGACGGACACUUCCCCCGGUCACAAGGGGCGGCCUGCCACGGGAGGCGGGCCAAUAAACUGUUCUGUGAAUAGUAA